AUGCAUCGAAUCUCGAGGGCAAAGUGUCCUACCCUUCAGCCCAACGGCUUCUGCGAGCCAGGCCAUCCUUUUGCGAUUAAACAAUACGUCAAGUCUUUGAACCAUCUUCGAAAACGUCUUGAUGGCCAAUCCGAUCGCUCUGCUACGUAUGUUGCGCUUGCGACUUGUCUCCUGUUCAUCUGCUUUGAAAUGCUCCAAGGUAAUAGAGUAGGUGCGUUGGUCCAUCUUCGCACCGGUUUGCGCAUUUUAUGUUGCUCCAGGUCCUUUGAUGUUCAGAUAGGCCAUCAAAGAGACUCGGAGGCAUUGGCUGUCAGACUCCCUUCGCACGACGAUGACUCGAUUCUUUGUCAGCUAGCUCGCUCUUUUGCUAGAUUGGAUUACGACUCGACUAUGUUUGGAGAAAGAAGCCCUGCGCUGGCAUUUGUUCGUCACGACCAUCAAUUACCUUCUCCAAUGAUAAUCCCAAGAAGAUUUGCUACCAUCGCUGAAGCACGAAGAUGUCUGGAUUUCCUUGCGAACGCCGUCUUCAGCUUCCGCGGAAAAUUACUUCAACUUGUUUCCACAAAGUUAGACAACCAACAUACCAGUAAUGGCUCGGACUUGGUAUAUCAGGCCUGCAUCUACCAUGCAUCUGCCAGAACAACAGACUUAGAACCGUUUCUCAAGAUGACGGAGGAGAUUUUUGAGCUGAAAUCCGAUCUUGAAGCAUGGCUGAUCGCAUUCAAACUUCUUUCCAGAGAAACCCUUUACUCUUACUCAUUGCCUGUAAUAUUGCUCGAGGUGCAGCAUUUUUACAUCUAUUUUCUAAUUUCCACCUGUCGUGACACACACGAAAAGCUUUGCGACAAAUUUGACAGUCAGUUCAGGCAUGUCGUACAACUCGCAGGAAGGUUCAUCAACAAUAUUCAGAGUACCGACCCUUCAUCCUCCUUACCUUGUCUCACAUUCACUCUCGAGUCUGGUAUUAUUCCCUCACUGUACCUUGUUGCUCUCAAAUGUCGGACUCACUCAAUCAGGCAAGAAGCUAUUGCCUUGUUGUACAAGUCAAGAUGCCAGGAAGGAAUGUGGGAGAGUUCUUUGAUGGCCAAGUUUGUUGCAGAGAUCUCCAGGUUGGAGUGUGAGCGGGCUUGCGCAUUGGAGGGGGGGUUCGGAAUACGCUUCUCGAAGUAUACCGGAAGCCGCUCGUUUCACUGA
Molecule: messenger RNA, 1194 nt
Organism: Penicillium waksmanii
Lineage: Eukaryota; Fungi; Ascomycota; Eurotiomycetes; Eurotiales; Aspergillaceae
Exons: 1
Coding region: 1-1194 (397 amino acids)
Source: RefSeq, a predicted model, not a curated record